GUGCACUACAAUGUUGGCAAAAACCUGGCUGACAAAGGAAAUCAAAGUGCUGCUAUCAAAUACUACAGAGAAGCUGUAAGGUUGAAUCCUAAAUACGUACAUGCCAUGAACAACCUUGGAAAUAUUCUGAAAGAAAGAAAUGAGCUCCAAGAAGCAGAGGAGUUGCUGUCCUUAGCUGUACAAAUACAACCUGAUUUUGCUGCUGCAUGGAUGAAUCUAGGAAUAGUACAGAAUAGUUUAAGAAGGUUUGAAGAGGCAGAGCAAAGCUACUGGACAGCAAUUAAACACAGGAAAAAAUACCCAGAUUGUUACUACAAUCUAGGGCGGUUGUAUGCAGAUCUGAAUCGCCAUAUAGAUGCAUUGAAUGCAUGGAGGAAUGCUACAGUUCUGAAACCAGAGCACAGUUUGGCUUGGAACAAUAUGAUUAUAUUGCUUGAUAAUACAGGCAAUCUAGCUCAAGCAGAAGCAGUUGGAAGAGAGGCCCUGGAGUUAAUACCUAAUGAUCAUUCCCUUAUGUUUUCGUUGGCAAAUGUACUGGGGAAAUCGCAAAAAUAUAAGGAAUCUGAAGCUUUGUUCCUCAAGGCAAUUAAAGCCAAUCCAAAUGCUGCCAGUUAUCAUGGUAAUUUGGCUGUGCUUUAUCAUCGCUGGGGGAAUCUUGACUUAGCAAAGAAGCACUAUGAAGUCUCUCUGAAGCUUGAUCCUAUGGCACCGGGGACCAAGGAAAACUACAACCUCUUAAGAAGAAAACUGGAGCAAUUGCAAAAGAAAGGCGGUGCCUGA
Mesitornis unicolor (brown roatelo) is the source of this 780-nucleotide messenger RNA. RefSeq names its product transmembrane and TPR repeat-containing protein 4. NCBI's taxonomy places the organism in Eukaryota, Metazoa, Chordata, Aves, Mesitornithiformes, Mesitornithidae. The record is from RefSeq and is a predicted model, not a curated record. Gene Ontology annotation, molecular function: protein binding; mannosyltransferase activity. The annotation marks the transcript as partial. Gene Ontology annotation, biological process: endoplasmic reticulum unfolded protein response; protein O-linked glycosylation via mannose. The transcript has 7 exons. Gene Ontology annotation, cellular component: endoplasmic reticulum.